CUGUGUAAUUUGUCAGUGUUAAGCAGCAACAAACUCAGGCGCUAGAGAAUGCCCGCUCUCUUGUUCUGCUGCUCGCCACUCUCGCAGCGGCCAUCCACCUACCAAGCAGGGCUGAACCCGCCCGGCGGGCUCUGGCAGGGCGACGGCGACGGCUACAAGGCCGGCGACCCGAUCCUCCUAACCACGAGUUCCAGGCGGUACAAGGCGUUCUACUACUGCAACUCGGUCGCCUUCGUGGCCUCCCUGGUGGCCAUCGUCCUGGUCAGGAUGAAGACCUUGCACCACCACAACGCGCUGGAGGCCGCCAUGAUACUGGACCUGUUUGGCCUCAUCGGCGCGUACGCCGCGGGGAGCUGCCGGGACGUGAGCACUUCCAUCUACGCCGUGGCCCUGGCCGGCGCUGUUCUCGUCUACGUUGUGAUCCACGUCGUCUUCUUCACGCUGGGCCACAGCGACGGCGAAGCUUCCGCCGAGAAGGAGGUAAAGGAUGCCGAGUCGGUGAAGAAGCGGCGCAAGCGGCUGCUUCUCUUCGCGAUCUUGGCGGCGACCAUCACUUACCAGGCCGGGCUGACGCCGCCGGGCGGCUUCCUGGCCAAGUACGAUCCAGUAACCGGGAACCACGCCGGCGACCCCGUCCUGCUCAACAACUACCCACGCCGCUACACGGCGUUCUUCUACUGCAACUCGGUGAGCUUCAUGCUGUCCAUCGCGCUCAUCAUCCUGCUCGUGAACCCGAACCUGUACCGGCCGGCCAUCCAGAGCAACGCGCUCUCCGUUUGCACGGCGGCGGGCAUGAUUGGUAUCAUGGGCGCCUACGCCGCCGGCAGCACGCAGCAUCGGAAGACGUCCAUCUACAUCUUCGCGUUGGCGGGGUUCGUCCUCUCCGUGGUCUUCUUACUGGUUGUGCUGUUCUAUGUGAUCGAUCCGGACAAGAAGAACAGAACGGCAGAUGAGCCAACCCAGGAAGGCAGGCCGGCAGAUGAGACAACCCAAGAAGGCAGGGCUGCUGACACCACCGGAAGUUCCAUGGAAGCCGACCCCGAAGCACAAAAAUCCGACGCCCCCAAUGAAAUGGCAGCCGAGCGCGAAGCAGAGACAAAAGAUGUUGAUGAGUACGAAAAGAAGCUACAUGCCAGGCGCAAGUAUCUGAUGCUGCUGGGUAUACUGGUGGCGGGCAUCACCUACCAGGCCGGCCUGGCACCGCCCGGCGGGGUGUGGCAGGCCAACGACGGCGGGCACGAGGCGGGCGACCCGGUGAUGCACGACAACAGGAGGCACCGGUACCUUGCCUUCUUCUACAGCAACUCCGCCUCCUUCGUCGCGUCCGUCGUGGUCAUCGUCCUUCGGCUGCCGGACUCGCUGCACGAGAAGUGGUGGAUGGACUGGUGGCUCGGCGUGAUGAACACGACCAUCGUGCUGGACCUCCUCGGCCUCCUGGUCGCGUACGCGGCCGGCUCCAGCCGGUCGUGGAAGACCUCUGGAUAUGUCUCCGCGCUCGUCAUCGCCGUGCUAGCCUACUUUGUGAUCCAUGUGGUGCUGUCGUGCUUCAUCAGGAUCAGUAAGAGUAGGAAUACUCAGAAUCGGGGCGGCACCUCUCAGCCUAACAAACAGCUCCAGCUUGCUCAAAUUGGUUGAAUCAUGAAUGUACGGUAUGGAGCUGAGAGUGUGUGCAGUUUCGGUGUCUCCCAGUCCCAACCCUAUGUUUUAACAUGCGUCGGCCAAUGCUUUGUCACGUGUUCCAGUGAAUGCUUACAUAGAUAAUGUGAUGAUCGGUUCAUAGGUUAAUAGAAUUAAUAAAAUACUUAUAUCAAUCAAGCACA
Molecule: messenger RNA, 1820 nt
Organism: Zea mays
Lineage: Eukaryota; Viridiplantae; Streptophyta; Magnoliopsida; Poales; Poaceae
Exons: 1
Coding region: 49-1635 (528 amino acids)
Cellular component (GO): membrane
Source: RefSeq, a predicted model, not a curated record